Panicum virgatum (switchgrass) is the source of this 955-nucleotide messenger RNA. RefSeq lists its product as uncharacterized. The transcript has a single exon. The record is from RefSeq and is a predicted model, not a curated record. Lineage: Eukaryota; Viridiplantae; Streptophyta; Magnoliopsida; Poales; Poaceae. Bases 167 to 553 code for a protein of 128 amino acids.
CGGGCGCGGAUCCGGUAAACGGCCGGGGUCCGGGGAGGGGGGCCACGUGUGCGCUGCUCCCGGGCUCCGCUCGGAGGAACCGGCCGGCCGGUCCUCGGCGCUCCGCGUGGCCCCCGGCCCCUAUUUAUACGGCACGCGGCCGGGCCUCCAGUCUCGUCGCUCGCCCAUGCACCGUCCCCAUUCGAAUGGUGGAGAUCUCCCUGUCACUACUCCUCUCGUCUGGAUAAGAGGCAAUCCUGAUCCUAAUCCAAUCCUAUCGGGAAUUAAGGCUAGCUGCGACCGGCGGGCGCUGCGAGAGAGGAUGAUGAUGAUGGACAAGGCGCAGGAAGGGCAGCAGCAGCAGCAGGCGGCGGCGGCGGCGCGGGUGGUGCACAGCCAGGUGCGGCGGAUCAAGCAGGAGGAGGACGAGAGGGUCAAGGUGCACGAGACGUACCAGCACCACGUCGCCGAGAUGCGCCUCGUCCUCCGCCGGGACCUCGGCAGGCAGCGCUCGCGCUCCCCGCUCGGCCGCGCCGCGCGCCCGGGCGCCAUCUCCAUCGGCGGCGACUCCUGAUCUCGCCGGGCACACCGGUGCCCGCCAAGGGGAGAGAAGGCGGCGGCCCAUCGUCGUCUCCACCCGGCCGCACGUUCCAUCGUCGUCAGGUGCUAGGAUCGGCCGAUCGAUUGGGUCGAUCGCCAUUAGGAUUUUCGUUUGAUGAUGAUCGUCGUCUGCUUGGCGUGGUCAGAGUUCGUGGUCGUUGAGUUGGAAAAUUUUCUGUUGUUUUUAGGGUCAUGAUGAUGUUCCUGUUUGGAUGGAUCAUGUAAAUACAAUUUUUUUUACCUUUUUGUCGAUUUAGGAAUCAUAUAUGAAUUUCUCUCGUCGCUGCAGCUUUUUUCGGGAGAAAGGUAUGAAAAUAUUUCUUUUUGCAAGGCGAUUAUUACAGGUUUUCUUGGAAAGAUUCCCUAUAGUUUUCUC